Messenger RNA from Salvelinus fontinalis (brook trout), 2306 nucleotides. RefSeq names its product fibroblast growth factor 23-like. Gene Ontology annotation, molecular function: growth factor activity. The transcript is spliced from 3 exons. The record is from RefSeq and is a predicted model, not a curated record. Lineage: Eukaryota; Metazoa; Chordata; Actinopteri; Salmoniformes; Salmonidae. Bases 260 to 937 code for a protein of 225 amino acids.
AUUUCCCGCACAUAUAAACUACAUCAUUCUGUUGACCCUGAGAGUUUUUAACACGUUUUUUAGGUAAAAGCGAGCAUACGGUACUGUUAGCCGUGUUAUAUAAUGAGUUUUUGAAACUCAAACUAACAUCCGGUCAGACAAAAAAACAUCGACAGGAUUGGGCCAGUCACAGAGCUGUCAAUCUUCAAAUAUAACUGUGGUCAACACUGCAGCUAGAGCACAUCGCGGAUUACGUUGUGAACCCACACAUUUCCCCAACAUGCACCCGGCUUUCUACGCGAUCUGGCUGGCCGCUCUACACCAAUCAAUGCCGGUAAAUUGUUUCCCUGUGCAUUUAGACCCAUCGCAGCCGCGCAAAACAAUUAAAGGAACGAGCAAGCGCUCAGCGUCUGUCGAUUUAGGAGAUUAUUUAUUGAAGGUGAAUUUGAAUGGACAUGUAAAUAAACCCAUCUCCAUAAACUCUCUGGUAGUUGUCCUCCCAAUAAGAACAGAAACAAGUGACGGUGUGCCAAUAUUGGACUUUAAAAGUAAACACUUCUUAUGUGUGGACAUCGAGGGAAAGUUGUUCAGUUCUAUGAUGAACAGCAGGAAAGAGUGCCUUUUCCAGCACCUGCAGAUGGAGAACCAUGUUGACCUGUUCUAUUCAUCUAGCAAUGGACUGUUGCUCCACCUGGAAGGGGCUAAGAUCCAUGUUAAAAGGCAUGACUUGUUAAAGAGACACCUGGUUUACAGAAAGAAGAGGAGCCAACAGGUCAACGCAGCGAACCCAGAAGCAGAGCCCAUCAUGUCUGAUCAGGAUAUGCAACAGGACCAAGAACGAGCUGGUGCCGUUUCCAAGGAGACCAUCACUUCUUGUGACGACCCUUUGCGGGUGUUGCAUUCCAAUAGCCCAGGCAGUCCUAUCAAAACGGCUGUGGAAAAGACAGCGAAAGAGUGAAGUACUGACCAAGAACUUGACUAGGAAGGUCAGAGAAAUGGGCUUUGAGUUUGACGCAACCUUUUGCGAGAUAACAUUAAGGAAAGAUAUCUCCAUGCACCAGUGCCUCAGUCCUUGUGAGUUUGUGAUUUGGCAUUGUCUGGAUGGAGUGGUCACAAGACAAUUUGAGUAAGAGCAUGUUAGAUUGAAACAAGGAGGUGAAUUACAUCUGUGCCCAUCACUAGAAAGAGUCUUACAGUAUAUGUUGAGGUAGUUCUUCCUAAAGUCAGGAAUGAGUUGAUGAGGAUCGGUGGAUGAGACUAUGUGUAUAGCACAGUGAGAUACCAACCUUUUGGUUAAGCAAGGGCAUGAUGAACUUUUAAAUAUUUACAUUGCGAAAGGCAGGGCACGGUGGGAGUACGUUGAAUGUUUCAAACAGUUGGGUUUUCUCUGAGUUAGGGAUGAAAGUCCGAUUUUAAAUCAUGAUGAUUCAGGCUGAUCCUGAAAAUGUGCAGGCUCAUUUUAAACCAGGCACUUCUUGUUUUUAUUACGGCCUAUAAACAAUUCAGGCAGGUCACCCAUCAUUUCCUUAUCUACAUUCCAAAGUAUCUUAUUUUAAUUCAUACAGAAAUACAUGUUUGAGUAGCAGUUCAUGGGGAGCUGGCCAGUUUGGCAACAUUCAAGGUAAUUCUUCUCUUUAAUGGUAUGACAGGGUUGAAAGAGUGUCGAUGUCCUUUCACCCCUUUUACAAAGUUAAAUUUUAAACUGGUUUGGCAUUGAGCCUGAUGUUGCAAUAUUUUAGUUGCAUUAGAUUUUCCUAUGUCAAAAUGGACCAAAAUUGCUGUUUUAAUUAUUGUAAUUAUUAUUUUAUACAAGAUUGCAUUGUAACUUCUAUUAAUUGCAGGCCAUUUUUCAAUAGAUAUGUUAUGAAAUUACUAUAUUUCGUCAAUAUAAAGGUUGUGGAUGUUAACUAUGUUUAAAUAUGGUAAAUAUACUGUACAUGUAUCAAGGUUGUUUGACUGUCAUUAUACAGUACAGACAUGUGGCUGAAUGAUGUUACUUCAACACCCACAACAAAUUGUAGCUGGUGCUGGACACCAUUAGGAAAAAGCAAUGAGCCAUAACAAUAUAAUGUUUAUUUAUUCAAAUGUAUUCACAUAUUGUUAUUUAUAAUGCUUGUUUUGUAUGGAUGCUUAUUGUCUUAUCAUAAAAUGUAUAGAUUGAAACAUUUCUAAAAUAUAACAGAUUCUGACAAUGUAAUCAUUACUGUACAUAUCAUUUGAAAUAAUGUUCAUUUUAUUAGGUUAAUACCCUUAAAUGUUUGUUAAAUAUAUCAAUCGAGUUUAUUUUCUUCAGCAUUUUAGAAUAAAAACAUUACGUCCUUUUCACA